CCCUGUUACUGGUGGAAAAUGGCGGCUCGGUGUGGUUCUCGGCACAAAUUGUAAAAACAAAAAGGCAGGAAAAAACUGGAGUCAUACAAGGAAAUACAACAGCGUACUACACAUCAACGAAAAAAGUUUUGUCUAACUUGUGAUAAUGUCUCGCUGGGUCCCCACGAAAAAGGAAAAGUACGGUGUCGCGAUCUAUAACUAUGAUGCCCGAGGAGACGAAGAGCUGUCCUUACAAAUUGGAGACACAAUGCACAUACUGGAGACCUAUGAAGGCUGGUACAGAGGACACAUAUUUAGAAGAAAGUCAAAAAAGGGUAUAUUUCCUGCAUGUUACAUUCACCUGAAGGAGGCAACAGUUGAAGGCAAUGGGCAAAAAGAGACUGUCAUCCCGAACGAGCUCCCCCUGGUCCAGGAGGUAACCACUACCCUCCGCGAAUGGGCCUCCAUUUGGAGAGACCUUUAUGUGGGGGACAAGCGGGAGAUGUUCAACUCCGUCCGCGACAUGAUAUAUGACCUCAUCGAGUGGCGGUCUCAAAUCCUGUCUGGCACCCUCCCGCAGGACGAGCUCACUGAACUCAAACAGAGAGUCACCUCUAAAAUAGACUACGGUAACAAGUACCUGGAUCUGGACCUAGUGGUCAGAGACCAGGAUGGGAACAUUCUGGACCCAGACCAGACCAGCACCGUCAGUCUCUUCCGAGCCCACGAAGCUGCUUCCAAACAGAUUGAAGACCGAAUCCAGGAGGAAAAGUCCCAGAAGCAAAAUAUUGAUCUGACCAGGCAAGCCAAGUUUGCCUCCACCCCGUCCUUCGCCCUGUUCGUCACCCUAAAGAACGUGGUUUGUAAAAUCGGGGAGGACGCAGAGGUUCUCAUGUCCCUCUACGACCCCGUGGUGUCCAAGUUCAUCAGUGAAAAUUAUCUGGUGCGGUGGUCCAGUUCAGGGUUGGUGAAAGAUAUAGAUCAACUCCACAACCUGCGAUCAGUUUUCACCGACCUUGGAAGCGAGGACCUGAAGAGGGAGAAAAUCAGCUUUGUGUGUCAGAUUGUGAGGGUGGGACGCAUGGAGCUGCGUGACAACAACGCCAAAAAGCUCACCUCAGGACUCCGCAGGCCGUUCGGAGUAGCGGUAAUGGAUGUCACUGACAUCAUCACCGGCAAAAUGGACGAUGAGGACAAACAACACUUCAUUCCGUUCCAGCCGGUGGCAGGGGAGAGCGACUUCCUACAGACAGUUAUCAACAAAGUCAUCGCCGCAAAAGAAGUCAAUCACAAGGGCCAAGGCUUGUGGGUGACCUUAAAGCUUCUUCCUGGAGACAUCCACCAGAUCAGGAAAGACUUCCCUCAUCUCGUGGACCGCUCCACAGCUGUGGCCAGGAAAAUGGGCUUUCCUGAAAUCAUCAUGCCAGGUGAUGUCCGCAAUGACAUCUACGUGACUCUGGUUCAGGGGGAGUUUGACAAAGGAAGCAAGACCACCCCAAAAAACGUGGAAGUGACCAUGUCUGUCUAUGAUGAGGAUGGGAAGAAACUGGAGAGUGUGAUAUUCCCUGGUGCUGGGGACGAAGGAAUCUUAGAGUACAAAUCUGUGAUCUACUAUCAGGUGAAGCAGCCACGCUGGUUUGAGACGGUCAAGGUCGCCAUCCCCAUCGAAGACGUGAAUCGCAGCCACCUACGUUUCACCUUCCGCCACAGGUCAUCUCAGGACUCCAAAGACAAAGCGGAGAAAAUAUUCGCCCUGUCGUUCGUGAAGCUGAUGAGGUACGACGGGACGACGCUGAGGGACCGGGAGCACGAUCUCCUCGUUUACAAGGCAGAACCAAGGAAACUAGAUGACUCUUCCCACUACCUGAACCUGUCGGCUACUAAGCUGGAGCUGGAGGAGAAGGGCUACUCCAUCACGGGCAAGAGCACGCUGAACCUGGCCAGCUGCACCAUCAGCAAGGACUCCUUCCAGAUCUCCACCCUCGUGUGCUCCACCAAGCUCACGCAGAACGUGGACCUGCUCGGGCUGCUGAAAUGGCGCUCCAACACCAGCCUGUUGCAGCAGAACCUCAGGCAGCUGAUGAAUGUGGAUGGCGGUGAGGUGGUGAAGUUUCUACAAGAUACCCUGGACGCACUCUUUAACAUCAUGAUGGAGAACUCUGACAGCGACACGUUCGACACACUUGUGUUUGACGCUCUGGUGUACAUAAUUGGACUCAUCGCCGACAGGAAGUUUCAGCACUUCAAUCCCGUCCUUGAAACCUACAUUCGGAAGCAUUUCAGCGCCACCUUGGCUUACAUGAAGCUGACAAAAGUGCUCAAGAACUAUGUGGAAAAUGCAGAGAAGCUGACUGAUUCACUCUUGAAAGCCAUGAAAGCUCUGGAGUACAUAUUUAAGUUCAUCGUCCGGUCUAGGGUGCUCUUCAACCAGCUGUACGAGAACAAGGGAGAGGCCGAAUUUGUGGAAUCCCUGAGGAACCUCUUUACCUCCUUCAACGACAUGAUGAACGGCCACUCAGACAACACCACCGGGGUGAAGGGUGCAGCGCUGAAAUACGUCCCCACUAUCGUCAAUGAUGUCAAACUGGUCUUCGAACCAAAGGAGCUCAGUAAACUCUUCACGGAAUUCAUCCUCAAAGUUCCGCUGGGGCGCCUGGUGAAACAGAAGCUGAGCUGCAUGAUCGACAUCGUUCACAGUGACCUCUUCACCCAGCACGACUGCCGAGAGAUCCUGCUGCCUCUGAUGACCGAUCAGCUCAAGUUUCACCUGGAGAAGCAGGAGGAGCUGGAAGCCUGCUGCCAGCUACUCAGCGACAUCCUGGAAGUGCUGUACAGGAAGGAUGUGGGCCCCACGCAGUGGCAUGUCCAGAUCAUCAUGGAGAAGCUCCUGAGGACAGUGAACCGCACAGUCAUAUCCAUGGGCCGAGACUCCAAGCUCAUAGGCAGCUUUGUCGCCAGCAUGACAGCCACCCUGAGACAAAUGGAGGAGUACCACUACUCUCACUUGAUCAACACCUUCGGCAAGAUGAGAUCGGACGUUGUGGAUUUCCUGAUGGAAACAUUUAUCAUGUUCAAGGACCUCAUCGGGAAGAACGUCUACCCCGCCGACUGGGUCAUAAUGAACAUGAUGCAGAAUAAAGUCUUUUUGCGGGCGAUUAAUCAGUAUGCUGCUGUGCUGAACAAGAAGUUCCUCGAUCAAACCAACUUUGAACUUCAACUGUGGAACAACUACUUCCACCUCGCCGUGGCCUUCCUCACCCAGGAAUCCCUCCAGCUGGAGAACUUCUCCAGCGACAAACGUGCCAAGAUCUUCCACAAGUACCAGGAUAUGAGGCGACAGAUUGGGUUUGAAAUCCGAGACAUGUGGUACAAUUUAGGUCCUCACAAGAUCAAGUUCAUCCACGAGAUGGUGGGUCCAAUCCUGGAGAUGACGCUGGUCCCUGAGAUUGAGCUGCGGAAAGCCACCAUUCCCAUCUUCUUCGACAUGAUGCAGUGCGAGUUCCACUAUACCCGGAGCUUCCAAAAGUUUGAGAACGAGAUCAUCACCAAGCUGGAUCACGAGGUGGAAGGGGGCCGCGGAGACGAGCAGUACAAGGUCCUCUUUCAGAAGAUCCUGCUGGAGCACUGCAGGAAACACAAGUACCUGGCCAAGAACGGAGAGAACUUCGUCACCCUGGUGGUCAGUCUGCUGGAAAGGCUGCUGGACUACAGGACCAUCAUGCACGACGAGAACAAGGAGAACCGCAUGAGCUGCACUGUCAACGUACUGAACUUCUACAAGGAGAUUGAGAGGGAAGAGAUGUACAUCAGGUACCUGUACAAGUUGUGUGACCUGCACAAGGAGUGUGACAACUACACGGAGGCUGCUUACACACUCCUCCUGCACGCCAAGCUGCUCAAGUGGUCUGAAGAGGCCUGCGCAGCCCAUCUGACCCAGAGAGAAGGCUACCAGGCAGCUACGCAAGGACAACUGAAGGAUCAGCUCUACCAGGAAAUUAUCAAUUACUUUGACAAGGGCAAGAUGUGGGAAGAGGCCAUUAUACUGGGGAAGGAACUGGCAGAGCAGUAUGAGAACGAGAUGUUCGACUUCGAGCAGCUGAGCGCAUCGUUACGCAAGCAGGCCCAGUUCUACGAGAACAUCGUGAAGGUGAUCAGGCCAAAACCGGACUACUUCACUGUGGGCUACUACGGCCUGGGCUUCCCCUCCUUCAUCAGGAACAAGAUGUUCAUCUACAGGGGGAAGGAGUACGAGCGCAGGGAAGACUUUGAGGCCAGGCUGCUCACCCAGUUCCCCAACGCGGAGAAAAUGAAGACCACCACCCCACCCAGCGAGGAUAUAAAGAACUCCUCUGGACAGUAUAUUCAGUGUUUUACAGUGAAGCCAAUCCUGGAACUUCCACCAAAGUUCCAGAACAAGCCGGUGUCGGAGCAAAUUGUGAGCUUUUACACGAUUAAUGAAGUCCACAAAUUCCAGUAUUCCAGACCAGUUAGGAAGGGCGAGAAGGACCCAGACAAUGAAUUUUCGAACAUGUGGAUCGAGAGGACCACUUACGCAACCGCCUACAAGCUGCCAGGGAUACUACGGUGGUUUGAAGUCGUAUCGGUCUCGACGGUGGAAAUCAGCCCACUAGAGAACGCCAUGGAGACCAUGCAGCUGACCAAUGAGAAAAUCAACAACAUGGUCCAGCGACACCUGAAUGACCCCAACCUUCCCAUCAACCCCCUCUCCAUGCUGUUGAAUGGCAUUGUGGAUCCAGCUGUAAUGGGUGGCUUUACCAACUAUGAGAAGGCCUUCUUUACUGAGAAGUAUUCACAGGAUCACCCUGAGGACCACGACAAAAUUGAAAAGCUGAAGGACCUGAUCGCCUGGCAGAUUCCAUACCUGGCGGAGGGUGUGCGUAUCCAUGGGGACAAGGUGACAGAGGCGUUGAGGCCCUUCCACGAGAGGUUGGAGGCCUGCUUCAAGCAGCUGCGCGAGAAGGUGGAGAAGCAGUAUGGAGCCAAGACCCUGCCGGGGGCGGACGAGAGACGUGGUAUCCGCCCUCGCUCCAUGGUGCGCUCCUUCACCAUGCCCUCCUCCCAGAGACCCCUCUCCGUGGCCUCCGUCACCUCCAUCUCCUCCGACAACUCGCCCUCCAGACCGGGCUCCGAUGGCUUUGCACUGGAGCCUCUCCUGCCAAAGAAGCUGCAUUGUAAAUCUCAGGACAAGCUGGACCGCGAGGAGCCCGAGCGCGAGAAGAAGGAAAAGAAGAAGGAGAAGAGGAACAGCAAGCACCAGGAGAUCUUCGACAAGGAGCUGAAGGCCACCGAGUUCGCCCUGCAGCCUGCGGAGGCUGUCAUUCUGUCAGAGACGAUCAGCCCCCUCAGGCCCCAAAGACCAAAGAGUCAGGUGAUCAACCUGCUGACAGGAGACCGCCGGCUCUCCGUGUCUCCUGGGCCCCCCGCGUCCUCUCCAGCACCCCCGCCCGUCACCCCCCGGGCCAAGCUGUCCUUCAGCCUGCACACAGGCUCCAAUGUGGAGCUGAAUGGCAUGGGCUGCCAGGAGAAAGGUGAAACCCCGCCCCCUCUGCCCCUCAAAGUCAACACAUCCGAUUACGGGAACCUGGUGGACAAUAAUCAAGACCUGGCGACUCCGACUACUCCUCCCCCGCCUCCUCCACAUCAAAGGCACCUUCCACCGCCAUUGCCCAGCAAGACUCCACCCCCACCUCCACCGAAGACAACGAGGAAGCAGACGUCCAUCGAUUCGGGAAUCGUACAAUGAACAAAGACAAGCACACAAUGCACAAACCCCCCUUCCCCCCACUCCAGCUCCCUCGAAAGUCAGAGCUGUGAUAUUUUAUUUCUGCAAUUCUCCCCCCCUCACAGCUUGACAAGAUGAAUACCUCAUUCAGGCCUACUCAAAUUCUUCUUGUUCCUUUUUAUUUUUUUCUCCUUUCGGUGCGAUGAUGCUGCCAGCCGAAGGGAAUCUCUUCUAGCACAGAAUAUGAAUCAGGUCUCCAACUGCUGAAUCUUUCCCACAAAAACUCCAAACAUACAGUGCAAAUGCAGUGUAAAAGGAGUUACCUGACUGUUCAUAUACACUGACCAAGAAGCUAAUGAACAGUACAGACAAGGAGUUGAUUGCUUUUGACUGAAUCAUAUUUGAAUGCUCAUUUUUAGCUUAUGUUCUCCCCAAAUGCCCAGUAUGUACAGAGGUUUGUAUAUAUGAUUUUAUGACCUUUUUGAACAGCGAAUUUUAUGAUUUUUUUUUUGUAUUAACACGGCAUUAGAUUAACUGGCAAACGUAUUCCUAAAAGGGCUUCUAGUGUUCUAAAUGACAGGGAUUGUAAAGAACUGGUAUACAAGUGCCUUUACGAUGGAUUCUUAUUUAAUAAUGGGUUUUUGGAGUGUAUACAACUAACUCCUUUCGUAUUGUUACUGUAUAGGACUUGUAAUACAUUGCUGUAACCAUGGACUUCAAUAAUAUUGACCAUUCCAAAUUCACUACUGACUUCUGAAUAAACUUUUAAAUUGUA
This is a messenger RNA of Conger conger (European conger), 6497 nucleotides long. RefSeq names its product dedicator of cytokinesis 1 (gene dock1). The transcript has 52 exons. Gene Ontology annotation, molecular function: small GTPase binding; guanyl-nucleotide exchange factor activity. Gene Ontology annotation, cellular component: cytoplasm; plasma membrane. The record is from RefSeq and is a predicted model, not a curated record. Bases 146 to 5743 code for a protein of 1865 amino acids. NCBI's taxonomy places the organism in Eukaryota, Metazoa, Chordata, Actinopteri, Anguilliformes, Congridae. Gene Ontology annotation, biological process: cell migration; small GTPase-mediated signal transduction.